Messenger RNA from Motacilla alba alba, 1675 nucleotides. RefSeq names its product indoleamine 2,3-dioxygenase 2 (gene IDO2). Gene Ontology annotation, molecular function: L-tryptophan 2,3-dioxygenase activity; heme binding; metal ion binding. Gene Ontology annotation, biological process: 'de novo' NAD+ biosynthetic process from L-tryptophan. The coding region runs from base 193 to 1290 and encodes 365 amino acids. Lineage: Eukaryota; Metazoa; Chordata; Aves; Passeriformes; Motacillidae. Gene Ontology annotation, cellular component: cytoplasm. The transcript has 10 exons. The record is from RefSeq and is a predicted model, not a curated record.
CCAUGGAGGCCGGCGCUGACGUGGAGGAGCCCCCGCUGCCUCUGGCACUGAGCAGGUUUCAAGUCUCUGAGGAGUUUGGCUUCCUGCUUCCCGAUCCUCUGGUAGGAGCUGGCUGUGCCUCCCCGUCUGCGUGCCACAGGAGGCAGACAGGAAAAUAGAGGGACAGAGCUGCCGGAGCCCUACGGCCCCUGGAUGGACAUUGCCCGUGAGCUGCCCCAGCUGAUCACGAGCCAUCAGCUCCGGCCACGCGUGCACCAGAUGCCGCAGCUGAGCACCCAGCACCUGCGAGGACGUGAGGAGCUGCACUUGGCACACCUGGCGCUCAGCUUCAUCACCAUGGGCUACGUCUGGCAGGAGGGCGAGGAGGGCACCGUGCAGGUCCUGCCCCGAAACCUCGCUGUCCCCUACUGGGAGGUCUCACAAGCCCUGGGCCUCCCGCCCAUCCUCAGCCACACAGACUUUGUGUUGGCCAACUGGAGGAGGAAGGAUCCCAACGGGCCUCUGGAAAUUGAGAACCUGGACACGAUCAUCACACUGCCUGGGGGAGAGAGCCUGCGGGGCUUCAUCCUUGUCACCCUGCUGGUGGAGAAGGCAGCUGUGCCUGGCAUUAAGGCAAUCCCCCGGGCCCUUGGUGCCACCCUGCAGGGGGAUGAGGAGACCCUGCACAGAGCCCUGGAGGAGCUGGCAGGGGCCAUCGAGGCCAUGAGGGAGGCGCUGAGGAGGAUGCACGACUAUGUGGAUCCAGAAGUGUUCUACUCUGUGAUCCGGAUCUUUCUCUCUGGCUGGAAGGACAACUCUGCCAUGGAGCACGGGCUCAUCUACGAGGGGGUGUCCCCAGAGCCCCUGGCGUUCUCUGGGGGCAGCGCGGCACAGAGCACGGUCCUGCACGCCUUUGACGAGCUCCUGGGCAUCCGCCACCACCAGGACAGCGCUGCCUUCCUGCGCAGGAUGAGGGAGUACAUGCCCCCGGCGCAUCGAGCCUUCGUGGAGGCGAUCGGCGGCGCCGCGUCCCCGCGGCUGCUGGUGCUCUCCUCGGGGGACGCGCGGCUCCGCGCCGCCUUCAACCGCUGCGUGUCGGCUCUGGCAGAGUUCCGCUCCUACCACAUCGCCAUCGUCACCAAGUACAUCGCCGUAGCGGCGGCCAAAGCCAAGGCCAGGCGGGCAGAGCCGGGCCCCGCUGCGGGAAAGCCGCCCUCUGCCCUGGAGGCGAAAGGAACCGGCGGGUCCCACAUCUUCAGCUUCCUGAAGAGCAUCAGGGACAGCACCAGGGCGGGGAUGAUAAGUGCCUGAUCUACCCCGAGGGUUGCCCAAAGUGGGCACAGGAGGCCAAGGGGCUCCGGUGUACUUGUCUGCAACAAGCCAAGGUGCAAAAUCUCCCAUCAGCAGCAGCCUUCCCACCUGGGCACGUCUGGGACACGAGGGACACGCUGGGGGCUGCUGAGAGACAGCGGUGCUGCUGCUGCGAGCUCAGCAUCCUCCCCUGGACCCGCACAGGGUCCUCCUGUGGCACUGACGCCAGCACAUCAGCCCCGGGCCCCAGGGAAGGGCUGUGUCCCCCAAGCCCCGCUUCUUCCCCGCUCCACCCCGGCGUGGGGGCCGCAGCUCAGGGGGACACGGGUGGGUGACACGGAAGAAUAAAGCAGCGAUUGCCGAGCCAGCCGUGAGGCCGGGCCCU